Molecule: messenger RNA, 288 nt
Organism: Sungouiella intermedia
Lineage: Eukaryota; Fungi; Ascomycota; Pichiomycetes; Serinales; Metschnikowiaceae
Source: the annotation of a GenBank genome assembly
AUGAAUAUAGAGCAAUUGGUUGGAUUGGAGGGCUUGUCUCCAUCUACCCACAACAUGGAGUUGUCAAACGUCACCAGAGCUGAGUAUCAGUUGUUGGACAUUGAGGACGGUUUCUUGUUUUUGAUUACCGCUGACGGUUAUAUCAAGGACGAUGUCAAGGUCCCCGAUGGAGAUUUGGGAGAGAAGAUCCAGUCUGACUUUGACGACGGAAAGGACGUGAUCAUUUCCAUCAUUUCUGCCAAGGGCGAGGAGAAUGUUAUUUCCCACAAGGAUGCCCCAAAGUGGUAA